Scomber scombrus (Atlantic mackerel) is the source of this 7374-nucleotide messenger RNA. RefSeq names its product ubiquitin specific peptidase 19 (gene usp19). Gene Ontology annotation, molecular function: cysteine-type deubiquitinase activity. The transcript has 26 exons. The coding region runs from base 443 to 5221 and encodes 1592 amino acids. Lineage: Eukaryota; Metazoa; Chordata; Actinopteri; Scombriformes; Scombridae. The record is from RefSeq and is a predicted model, not a curated record. Gene Ontology annotation, biological process: protein deubiquitination.
GCACUUCGGCCGGGCAGCAGUGUGUGUUGUUCCAAACAAAGUAGGAUCCGACCCGCAGAGGCCGAAUGACACCAAGAAACUGAGGAGUUUUUUUUCAAUUGUUGUCUUGUAUUUGAACCAUUAAACUAACUUGCUCAAAGUUAUCCGAAAUGGGUCCCGGAUAAAGGAGAGAAACUUCCAGAAACACCGUGGACUACGCGGCCGUGAAGGAGCUUAGCCGCCGGGAGAAGCAGGAGAAGGAGCCGCUCGGCCAUUGUGUGCACGGAUCGAAAUUCAGUUCCCCUUCCCCUCCUAGCCUUCCUGAUUCUGUUCUGGGAGAUUUCAGACCAGGAUCAUCGCCAAGAUAGCCGGGCCAGGUAGGAAGAGGCACACCUCAGAUCCAGACCCCAGCAGCGGUAGUGAUUCCGGGGACGGGCGGCCUGUUAGUGCCAAGUGCCUGAAGAUGGCCAGCAGCGGUGGCAGCGGCGUGGCUGGUAGUGAGACGGCAGGCCGUCGCGGAGGGUCUCAGCAUCAGCAGAGGGGAGGCGGUGGUAGGGACAACAGCUCAGAGCUGACCUCCAGUACUAGUAAGAAGAAGCAGAAGGACAGGGCAAACCAGGAGAGCAGAGAGGCCAAGAGGGCGGCAGCAGCAGCUGCAGCAGCAGCAGCUGCAGCAGCAGCUGAUGGAGUUAUUGCAGAGGUGAAGAAAGAUGUGUUUGUGGACUGGAAGCAGAAUGCCAACGAGGUGAUUGUCAAACUGCGCUGUGGGGAGGGGGUGCAGAGGAUAGAGGAUAUCAACACAACCUUCACCGACACACACUGCAACGUGUGCUUCCCAGAUGGACGGCAGUGGAGCUGCCAGCUGCAGGAGGAGAUCGAGGCCUCGUGCAGCAGAGUCCAGUACAAGGAGAAGGGAGGUUUCCUGCUGCUCGUUAUGCACAAGAGGAUUCCCUUUCACACCUGGCCUUGUUUAAAGUCAAACAAGAAGGAGAAGGAGGCGCCACCCACAGAGACCAAAAACAUAAAGGAGCAGGAGACGAAGCCUUUUUCCUCGCAGACAUUAGAGAAACCCAAACCCACCCCCUCACAGCCACAACUACAGCCUCAGCCUCCCUCCUCGCCCGCACACGGCGAGCCGAGGCGUGGCGGCAAAGCUGAGCGUGGCGUCAAGCGCUGCCUCAAAAACAAACCGGGCGACAAGGCCUCCGCAGGGGUGAAAAGCGGAGGUGGGGACGACUCAACCGUCACCAGCAAGCCCGUCGCGGUCACCAAAACAGACCAGCAGGCUCAGGAACCCAGCGCCAAGCGCGCCAUUUCACGGCUGCCCAAGACUGCGGCGGCGGAGGCUAAGUCACUGUCUCCUGACAGACACACGCACACAGUCAAGUCUACAGCAGCUAACGGUAGAGAUUCACACACACACCCGCCCGCUGGUCGGAGCCCACAGACACAACACAGAGAUGGAGAAAACAAAGCAGAGAGGUUAGGCAGCGAGCAGGAACAUAAACCUGCUGCUGCUGCUGCUGCUGCUGAUGAUGACAGCCAUAGCAACAAAACUCAGGAGCCAGAGAAGCAGAAGCAAUCUCCAGUCACCGAGCGCAGGUCUGAAACAACCACAAGCAGCACCGAAAGCCAACCGGCAGCUCCCGUCAGCACCAGCGACCGCCUCAAAUCCGUCACCUUCGACAAACAAGCCGACUCCGCUUCUCCGGAAAGGCAGCGAGAUAGAACUGACUCCGAGACGGAGAAAAAGCCCGCGGAGCAGGAAUCGGAGCGGGACGCCGUCACCUGCAUCCAGCAGCCGGGAUCGAGAGAGGCGGAUUCAGCACCGGCCGUCACCGCCGCUGAACCCGGUCUAACACAGAAGCAGGGCAGCUGUGACGGAGAGGAGAAGCGGGACCAGUCGAAAGAGGAGCCACCUCUGGAAAUGAAACAACAGGAAGCCCCGGAGCCGAUGGUCAACCUGCAGUUAGUGAAGAACGACUCGUACGAGAAGGGCACGGACCUGAUGGUGGUCAACGUUUACAUGAAGGGGAUCUGCAGGGACACAGCCCGGGUCAUCUUCAGGGAACAGGACUUCACCCUCAUCUUCCAGACAAGUGAUACCAACUUUCUGCGGCUUCAUUCAGACUGUGGACCAAACACAGUCUUCAAGUGGCAAGUCAAACUCAGGAACCUGAUCCAACCUGAACAGUGCAGCUACUCCUUCACCCCGUCCCGACUGGACAUCACCCUGAAGAAGAGACGCAGCCAGCGCUGGGGGGGUCUGGAGGCCCCUGCCACACAAGGUGCAGUGGGUGGCGCCAAAGUCGCGGUGCCCUCCAGUCCCGCCUGCAUGGAUAAAAGCCAGCCAGGCAGCAGCCAGCACAGCCUCCCGGCCAAGGACGAGCCCCCGAGGGUGGGAGAGGAGAAACCCAAGGCUCCCAAAACCUCGCCCAGAGUGGAGGACGGGGGCCUGGACACCGUGGGUCCUCGCACCGUCUCCGAGCAUGUCGCCAUCACCAAGUCGGAGCCCGCUGUUACGGCGCCUAAGCCUACCUGCAUGGUGCAGCCCAUGACCCACGCACCUCCUGCCAGCAACGAGCGUCAUGAAGAAGAGGAGGAGAAGAAGGUCUGUCUGCCGGGUUUUACAGGAUUGGUCAACCUGGGUAACACCUGCUUCAUGAACAGUGUCAUCCAGUCCCUGUCCAACACCAGAGAACUCAGGGAUUACUUCCACGAUCGAGCAUUUGAGGCAGAAAUCAACUGCAAUAAUCCUCUGGGAACAGGAGGCAGGCUCGCUAUCGGCUUCGCUGUGCUGCUCAGGGCGCUUUGGAAAGGAACACAUCACGCCUUCCAACCCUCCAAACUCAAGGCAAUUGUGGCCAGUAAAGCCAGUCAGUUUACAGGUUACGCCCAGCACGAUGCCCAGGAGUUCAUGGCUUUCUUGCUGGACGGGCUCCACGAGGACUUGAACCGCAUCCAGAAUAAACCGUACACAGAGACUGUGGACUCCGACGGUCGGCUGGAUGAAGUGGUGGCGGAGGAGGCAUGGCAGAGGCACAAGAUGAGAAACGACUCCUUUAUAGUAGACCUCUUCCAAGGCCAGUUCAAAUCCAAGCUGGUCUGCCCCACAUGCUCCAAGGUGUCCAUCACCUUUGACCCCUUCCUCUACCUGCCCGUCCCCCUGCCCCAGAAACAAAAAGUGCUGUCAGUUUUCUACUUUGCGAAGGAACCUCAUAAAAAACCCAUCAAGUUUUUGGUGAGCGUGAGCAAGGAGAACUCCAGCACUGCCGAAGUCCUUGAAGCCAUCUCCAGGAGUGUGAGGGUCAAACCAGAGAACCUCAGACUGGCAGAGGUGGGGAAGAACCGCUUCGAGCGCAUGUUCCUGCCGUCCCAUUCCCUGGACAGAGUGUCCUCCUCUGACACGCUGUUCUGUUUCGAGGUGCUUUCCAAAGACUUGGCCAAGGAAAGAGUGGUGCUGCUCCGAGUACAGCAGAGACUCCAGGUCCCCAUCAUCCCCAUUUCAAAGUGUGCCGCCUGCCUAAAGCCUCCGGUGUCCGAGGAGGACAAGCUGAAGCGGUGCACCCGGUGCUAUCGUGUCGGCUACUGUAAUCAAGCGUGUCAGAGGACACACUGGCCCAAUCACAAGGGUCUGUGUCGACCCAACACAGAGAACGUGGGCCUGCCCUUCCUGGUCAGCGUGCCAGAAUCCCGACUGUCCUACGCCCGCCUCACCCAGCUACUAGAGGGUUUCUCCAGGUUUUCCGUCAACGUGUUCCAGCCUCCUUUCCAGUCAGGCAGGACAUCCCCCGAAACAUCCCAGUGCCGGGGAGACCUGCCCCCGAUGGCAGCAGGCUCUCCCGAGGGUCCCGGCUCAGGGGACGAAGCCAUGGGCGGAAGCGGAACGGGGGCAGCGGUCGACUCGGAUCUGGAGAGUCACUCCGCGCCGCCCGAAUCCCAGGCAGAGUGCGCCCAAGCCUCAGCGCUCCACUCUGGUGAGUCAGAACCUCUCUCCUCCUCCCAGACCUCCCUCUCCACCACGCGGACUACGGAUUCAGGAUUCUCUGAGCCGGCCUCCUCCGCUUCCUCCUCUCUGGACCCCCACGCUGAAAAAGAGACGUCCUGUGAGAAGGCGGUGCGGCCAGAAGCUGCUGUAGCUGGGUACCAGCAUCCAAGUGAAGCAGCAUCAGGUCACGCCAGUCAGUUCUACAUCACUCUGCUGGAUUCUAACAACAAGGAACAAAGGCUAGAUGAGAAAGAGGACCCGCUGGCGGACCUCCCCGAAGACGCCAUCCUGGAGCUGGUGUGGAAGAACAACGAGCGUCUAAAGGAGUACGUCUUGGUGAGCUCCAAGGAACUGGAGUACGAGGAAGACCCCGGCUCACUGAGCGAGACGGCCAGAGCGGGACACUUCACCCUGGAGCAGUGCCUCAACCUCUUCACAAAGCCUGAGGUGCUGGCUCCAGAAGAGGCGUGGUACUGUCCAAAGUGCCAGCAACACCGCGAGGCCUCCAAGCAGCUGCUGCUGUGGCGUCUGCCCAACGUUCUGAUCAUCCAGCUUAAACGCUUCUCCUUCAGGAGCUUCAUCUGGAGGGACAAGAUCAACGACAUGGUCGACUUCCCCGUCAGGAACCUGGAUCUGAGUAAGUUCUGUAUUGGCCAGAAGGACGAGAUGCAGCACCCCCCCAUCUAUGACUUGUAUGCAGUCAUCAACCACUAUGGAGGAAUGAUAGGAGGCCACUACACGGCUUACGCUCGCCUGCCCAGUGAUAAGAACAGCCAGCGCAGCGAUGUUGGCUGGCGUCUGUUCGACGACAGCACCGUGACGAUGGUGGAGGAGAGCCAGGUGGUGACCCGCUACGCCUACGUCCUGUUCUACCGACGGCGAAACUCCCCCGUGGAGAGGCCGCCGCGCUUCCUCAGGCCCGUCGGAGCCGAGUCGCCCACCGCCGCGGGAGCCACUGCCAGCCAGGCCUCUCUAAUAUGGCAAGAACUGGAGGAAGAAGAGGAAGGCUUCGAUGAAGGCGCCCGCGGACUGUUCCGCUCUGGGCUGCAGCGGAGGCGCCAAACGCAGAGGAACAGAGAAGAAGACCAAGACAGAGCAGAAGGGCCGGCACGACGACGCAACCGCUGGCGGAGGAUGUCGGAAUAUCCCGACGACGACUGCGUGCGAUAUUUUAUUCUGGGCACCUUGGCGGCCGCGUUCGCUCUCAUUGUCAAUUUGGUUUAUCCUCUUCUUUACAAAUCUAACUGGACAUGAGCAGCGGCUGCUUAGCCACUUGUUGGGUGAUAAUCAAACAAAGAGAGGUCAGAUAUGAAACUAGAGAAAAGGCAGGUCAGGUUUAGAUUGGUAUGGUAACACGCUCCACUUUAAGAGAGUCAUCCAUCAAUCUUCAGUUAGUAAAACAACACUACAACACUUUAACUUGACAACUUGAUCCUUUUUAAAAAUACUUUGGACAUUAUUUCAUAUGGACUGAGAGUCCAAAGUGAACAACUGACAGCAAAAAGAUCCUCUGAAUCCUAACUCUUACCCACAAACUCGUAGUUAAAGCAACAGUAGAGUGCUUGGAUCAGCACACAGUACCUGUAACCUGAAUGUCAGCUAUUCACUACAUUGCCUCUAUGCAUAUAUAUGAUUAACUCUUGCUUCCAGCGUGCGCGUAAGUGUGCACGCUUUUCAACAAGUUUGCAGUUUUUAGCGUCACGUUUUCAACAACGAUUCUCAGGCGAUCAGCUGGGACAGCCUUAAUCACCCACACUCAUCACACUAACCUCGCACAAUAGUUCAUACUUGACCUCGAAACAGUAGUUUGACAGAAACUUGACUUAAGAAAAAAAAAAAGCUAAUAAGCGGACAUUUAGUUGAGAUUUAAGUCAAAUAUGCUAUAUAGUUGUGUAGUAAUAAUAUCAAAUGCUUAUAUGCUGAUAAUCAAUAUAUUAUGACAGAUUGGAUGCCAGUAUAAACAGAAACUUUAGCUCUAAAGCUACAGAUGAAGCCACUGUCAGACAUCUAUUAUAUUUAUCGCACUACACUCUUGAGAGUAUAUAUGAGACGAAGAGUGAUGCAUUUCAAAUAUUGUAUCAUGAAAGAGAAUCUUUUUUCUUUUUUUUUGGGUGCGACCAAUCUUUGUUGCCUUUUUUCCAUCUUUGAAUAGAACACACGUUUCAAAUAGCGUUUUCUUUCCAGCCAGCAAUAUGUACUGUUGUUCACUUAGGUGUUUUUUUGUUUUUUGUUGCUCAUGUAAUUUUAUUUUAUUUCCCUCCAAUAUGUUUUUUUUUUUUUUUUAAUGUUAUGUUAUUGAAAUGUCAGUGUAUUUUGCUUGUGUACCAUUUUAAAGCCAUAGCGAGGUGAAAUUCUCAGGAUGAGUUGUGAAUUGUAGUAAAAGGUGACAUGUUUUUCUGUCUUUUUAAAAAAUCUGACAAAGCUUAAUGAUGAUGCAGUCUCGUCACAGCCAAGUUCAACUAGAGGUUUGUGAUUAAUAACUAUGGAAUAACCGUCCACCUCUGAAUGUAUAGAAGAGUUUAAAUGUGAGCAGAAAGCACCAGAGUUCUUGAUUAUGGGCAGUUUUGGGGCUUUUUAGAUGUUUAACUAAUACAGUUACCAUAUUGUGAAGUACUUUAACAUAUUCUUUAUUUAUUACAUACAAAAUCUUUAAAAUUCUAGUUGAUUUUAGGGUAGAAUGUUAGAAGUUAAAUUAUAAAUGUUUUAACUGUUUUUUGUUUUUUUUAAGGUCGUCUUCACUUUCUGCAACUAAACUGUUUCAUGGAUAAUUUCUUUGCUCUGCUGCAGCUGUUGGGAGUGAUUGUGGGUGUGUGUGUGUGUGUGUGUAAAUGUGAUGCGGGUCUCAGGAAAAAAAUUCUGGUGUGUAGGCAGCGCAGAGUGGACCUGUUUUGCCUUAAAUGCUUUUUCGGCAUAGCUGAGCGCAUCAACAGACUGUGUACACUUGAUUCAGAUAUAUAUGCAACGCUGAAGUCAGUCUAAAAGUGUAGUUCAACCCACAUUACUUUUGAAGGGUUUAACUAUGGUGAAGAACUUGAAAAUAUGAAAAUCUCCCAGUAGGCAAUGUAAACAGCAGCACAGUUUGAUUAACAGGAAAAAGCAGCUUUCAGCACAAACUGUACUUGUUUUUAACAUCGAAGCGCUGUCGAGUUUUCCUUAAAUCAACUUGACAGAAACGGACCUGACUGAAGAUGAAACAGUGUGUUAGCUAUGUAAAUUGGGAAGUUAAACCAUGAUCUAUAUUUUGUGAGAAAAUAAUGGUCUAUCUGUAAUAUACUUGUUGCAAGUACUGUAAUAAGAAUAAAAAUCAUGACCUGUUUUAAUCUUCCUGCAAUAAUGUAUCUAGAUGCCUCAAACAAAAUGCUGCUUUCUAAUAUAUAAAGCAUUUUGGAAAUAAAAUGUUCAUCUGU